AUGACGCUACAUGUGGAUGUUGAUAAAAUUUGGAUUUCUCUUGGGAAAUGGGGUAGCUAUCAGAAACGCCAGCUGCUUGUAUUACUGUUAGCGAUUUGGUCAUGUGGCUUUCAUAUGCUGUCCAUCGUCUUCAUAGCUUAUCGACCGAACUUCCUCUGUGCAGCUGUAGAAAUAAACACAAGUGUUAAGAAUGUCUCGUAUGACACUUAUUACACGCGAUCUUAUGGCAAGUGCUCUGUGACUCACAUGUCAAACAUCUCGGGGGAAUUGUCUGUAGAAAAGACGGGCUGUGUCGACGGAUGGUUUUAUUACGAAGAUGGAGCAUUUGCUGAUGAUAGGUCAAUCAUUUCGGAGUGGGACCUGGUUUGUGCUCGGAAACCGCUAGCUGAGCUUUCCCAGACGCUUGUUAUGAUAGGACAAGGAGUUGGAGCUUUUGUUUUUACAAGCUUAGCAGACAAGUACGGGCGAAAACCUGUUCAUGUUUUAUGCCACGCAGCUCUAUUUAUCAUUGCCCUUUGCACGGCCUUUGUCCCGAACUACCCAGCUUUUGCAGCAAUGAGGAUGUUACUAGGUGCCGUUCAACAGGGGACUGGCCUUUCGCUUGCAAUAUUAAACCUAGAGAUGUUUCCAAAAGAAAUCCGUAGUUAUGUUGAAGUGUUUGGCUUGCUCUUUUGGACAACAGGGAUAGCAAUAGUCACCCCGGUUGCUUACAUUUUUCGAAACAUGUCGUGGAGAUAUUUCCAGAUAUGCCUUGCUUGUUUAUCCUCGUGGUCUUUGAUUGAAUGGUGGUUGAUAGACGAGUCGUUACGCUGGUUAAUUGCAAACGGAAAGUAUAAAGAAGCCAAACGUGUAUUGCUUAAAGCGUGCAAGAUGAACAAAAAAGAUUUCAAAGACGUCGUGGCUGGUUCUGGCUUUCUGGAAGUUGAAAUGAGAUCCGCAAAAAUGCACGAUGGAAUAAAUGGCGGAACUAAUCAGGAUCUUCUCGACAAUGGUUUGUCUAAAUCUUCUAAUAGAACGACGCAGGAGGAUGGGAAAUCGUCAAUACAAGCCUACACAGUCAUUGACCUUGUAAAGUCCAGGAGGCUAUUUAUAUCGUCUUUGAUACUGUGGUUUGCAUGGGUGACGAACAGCCUAACAUACUAUGGAAUUAUGCUGAUAUCAUCAAGUUUGGCGGGAAACCGGUUUUUAAACUUUUUUCUCGGUUCUGUGGUGGAGUAUCCAGCUGCCUUCAUGGAAUACGUUAUGCUUAAUAGAUAUGGCCGGAAACCUACAGUGAUUAUUUUCCAUGUGAUUUGUGGAGUAGCUCUGAUAAUCGCAACAAUAAUAAACACGUGUGCUGAUGGCAACUCAGCCAUGGUUCUAACAGCGACAGUGUUCACAUUGAUAGGCAAGUUCGCUAUCACUGGCUCAUUUAGCACAAUAUUCCUGUACACACCUGAAUUAUAUCCCACAAAUAUGAGAAACGCGGGAAUCGGAAUGUCAUCAGCUGCGGCGAGAGUAGGGGGAAUGCUUGCACCCUUUUCGCGAAAUCUUGCUGAGUUUAUUGUUUGGGGCCCGGGCCUGGUUUUCGGCGUGAUGUGCGCCAUAGUGUCCGUGAGCAUGCUGUGGGUACCAGAAACCAACCAACACGAGUUGCCACAAACGCUUGAAGAAUGUGAGCAAUGGUACAAGGACAACAGACUACGACUUCCUUGUAGUCAGGACAGACGACGCUCCGAAAGAAAUGUUACUUGACAAGAGCAAUCAUAAUGACUUGCGGACAUUCUUUUGGAAAAUACAUCAUUCGGUUAAAGAGUCUAAGAAAGAUUUUAUACUAUAUAUAUGAACGUGUGUUACAUAAUAUGUGCAAACUUAUAAUCAGAUCUUCCUUUAAGUAGAAAGCAACAUACUAGCGUAGUCGAUAGGUCAUGUAUGGAUAUUUUAUGGUCGUUAAGUGCGUUAUAAUUUAUCUACCACGCUUGCUGAAACAAAACAACAGGAACGUAUUUCGCUAAUUCAAAUUUUCAACGAUCUAAUAUUUUCAGUUGCCGUUCCAAGGCGGUAUAAAACAUGUUUAGUGUACGAUUUUAAGUUAUAAAAACCUUGUCUGUUGUCUUGACCUCCCGCUGAGAGACUACAAUUCAUUUAUCAUUAUGCCUUGUUCUACGAUAGUUAUUGUCUCACUGCUAGGGUCGUCCAUGUAGUUUUAAUAGCUUGCAUUGCAAAAGUUAACUUGUAUGAUUUCCCCAAAUUCAAUACUUUUCAAUUAGAAACGUUGCCUUUUUUAAUUAGCAUUUAUCAAAUAACUUAUUAAACAAAGUUUUAUAUAUUGCAUUCAAAUAAAAAAAAACAUACAAUUGUAUAAACCAUGUAACGAACGACGUAGAAACUAAC
Mya arenaria is the source of this 2373-nucleotide messenger RNA. Its product is annotated as organic cation transporter protein-like. Gene Ontology annotation, biological process: transmembrane transport. Lineage: Eukaryota; Metazoa; Mollusca; Bivalvia; Myida; Myidae. The record is from RefSeq and is a predicted model, not a curated record. Bases 1 to 1734 code for a protein of 577 amino acids. Gene Ontology annotation, molecular function: transmembrane transporter activity. The transcript is spliced from 11 exons. Gene Ontology annotation, cellular component: membrane.